Messenger RNA from Coniosporium apollinis CBS 100218, 822 nucleotides. RefSeq lists its product as uncharacterized. Gene Ontology annotation, cellular component: cytosol. The transcript is spliced from 3 exons. Gene Ontology annotation, molecular function: oxidoreductase activity. The record is from RefSeq and is a predicted model, not a curated record. The coding region runs from base 1 to 822 and encodes 273 amino acids. NCBI's taxonomy places the organism in Eukaryota, Fungi, Ascomycota, Dothideomycetes.
AUGGCUUCAGCAAUGGCCCAACGCCUCGAAGGCAAAACCAUAGUCAUUACCGGCGCCUCCUCCGGCAUCGGACGCAGCGCGGCAAAAGAGUUCGCCAAAACCUCGCCUAAGAACCUCAAGCUUGUAGUCACAGCACGGCGGAUCGACGCACUGAAAGAGCUAGCAGAAGAGAUCAAGACAGAGGUGGGCGAGGGUGUCAAGGUUCUUCCCGUCAAGCUGGACGUCAGCAAGCCGGAAGAAGUAAAAGGAUUCGUGGAGGGGCUGCCGGAGGAAUUUAGGGAGAUCGAUGUGCUUGUGAACAAUGCCGGCCUCGUCAAAGGCGUAGCCCAAGCCCCCGACAUCGCCCCAGAAGACAUAGACACCAUGUUCGCGACCAACGUGACCGGGCUCAUAAACAUGACGCAGGAAGUCCUCAAGAUCUACAAGAAGCGGCCUGACGGCGGGAAAGGCGACAUCAUUAACAUCGGCAGCAUAGCCGGGCAUCAGGGGUAUCCCGGCGGCAGCAUAUACUGCGCGACAAAGGCUGCUGUAAAGAUAUUCACGGAUGCGUUAAGGAGGGAGCUUGUUGCAACGCGCAUAAGGGUUAUUGGGGUGGAUCCGGGACAGGUCGAGACGGAGUUCUCGGUUGUCAGGUUCUAUGGCGAUAAGGCGAAAGCGGAUGCGGUCUAUGCGAACUGUGAGCCGUUGACGCCGGAAGACAUCGCGGAACUCAUCGUCUUCGCUGCUGGGAGGAGAGAGAACGUGGUACUUGCAGAGUCGUUGAUUUACCCAAACCAUCAGGUGCGUUACGGGCUUCCGUUUACGAAAACACGCAGAAACUGA